Rana temporaria (common frog) is the source of this 669-nucleotide messenger RNA. Its product is annotated as interleukin-8-like. Lineage: Eukaryota; Metazoa; Chordata; Amphibia; Anura; Ranidae. Gene Ontology annotation, cellular component: extracellular region. The transcript is spliced from 4 exons. The coding region runs from base 207 to 593 and encodes 128 amino acids. Gene Ontology annotation, biological process: inflammatory response; chemokine-mediated signaling pathway; neutrophil chemotaxis. The record is from RefSeq and is a predicted model, not a curated record. Gene Ontology annotation, molecular function: chemokine activity; CXCR chemokine receptor binding.
GAGUAAGCAGUACUAUGUCCCUCCUCUGCCUCAGUGCAGUAGCCGUCUAAGUUGAGCCUCUCCCAAUGCGAAGUCCCAGCGUUCAGGCUGCUAAAAGCGCUAUUGUCUGGGAGCCCCUUCUGUGGGUCUUAUUGGGGCCCCUGCAGUGUUUCCUCUUUAGGAACGAAAUCUGCUGUUAAAAUUGAUAACUGCAGCACUUGUGGAAUAUGGAGGGGCCAGCUAUGCUUUAUCUCUCUUGGCCCCUUGUGCCAUACAGGGUCACCUGUACCUUUACCUAUAUCUCCCUCUUUUGUCUUUCAUUACCUUUUUUAUUCACUGCUUCAGCAAAACAAACAGAAGAAACUACAGGCUUGUCUUCUAACACAGGUUUCUCAGUGGCAGCAGAUAUGCGCUGUCAGUGUGUCAAGACACUAUCAAAACCCAUUCAAAUUCAACAGGUCCUAAAACUGGAGCUUAUCAAUAGCGGGCCGUAUUGUCCUAAGGUGGAAGUUAUAGUCACGUUAAAGCGUGGGUCCAUUGUUUGCUUAACUCCAGAAGCCAAGUGGGUGAAAAGACUUAUCAGCAAAAUUCUCAAAAGAGCAAAAAAGACAUAAUGAUCAAAGAAGACACAGAAAACAAUUGCGUGAAUGUGUUUACAUUUUCAAUAAAGUAUCAAUAUAUUGUAAAGAG